UGCACAUUUAUUUUUCGUUGUUGUUUCAGUAAACCUAUUCGAUGUCUGUUUUGGUUAUCAUGACAUUGGUUAAUAAACUACAACGAAUUUGCGGUUCAAACAUUUAAUGUGUCAGCAAAUCUGAGGAUGAAUAAAUAAGAAUAACUGAUUCAAGAAUACAUGAAAAUGAAUCUUCUGAAUAUGUACUGAAGUAGGACAUGCAGACCAAUAUCAAGUUUGUGUUACCAUGUUUGUUCGUUGGGGCGUUUACUUAUAUAGUAUAUACGAAUUUUAUUCCCUCAAGUGGGGAUGGUAAUACUAAAUGGAACCUAUUUCAAUAUUAUAAACAAGACUCAUCCCAAAGAGAAUUGAAACACAUAAAGAAGAACAAAGCCAACGGAGAUUUUGAAUUCAAAGAAGACGUUGAUUGCACAAGAGCUAUUAAAAAAUACAGAAAUACAGAUGAUACGUUUUUCAUUCCACCCGACGUUGAGUUAGCAGCACUACCCAACAAUGUUAGUGAUUGUCUUUAUCAAAGAAUAACUACAACACUACAAUAUUUUUGUGCCAAACGAAGUCGCCAUGGAUCUGUAAAGGACGGGUGGAAUAUCUGUACGGAUGGAUGUUAUAAACCAAACAACAAGACAGUUAAAUAUGUACUGAGCAUAGUGAAUGAUUAUGAGAAUUUGCAAAGUAUAGAUCUGCAUUUUAAGACUAAUGUUAUCAGACACAAACCAAGAAUAAAUGGAACAGAUAUAUAUGUAUAUCAAAAGAAUAAAAAUAACCUUGGAGGUCAGUCUAUUAAACUUGGUACAUGGAUCGAUGCAGUGAAACACGAAUUGAAUGACCAGAACAUACUCGUUAUUGAUGUUGAAUCACUAACUGAAAGUGUAGUUGAUCAGAUUAUGAUGAGUGGAGUACUAAAUGUAAUACACCAGUUCUCUAUUCGGAUCAGUUACGGAGAUCCAGUAUCCGGAAUUGACUAUUUGACAGCACUUCAACAAUUGAGAAUGAUAUUUGAAGCAGGUUUUAGAAUAUACUGGUCGAGACCUGAAUGGUCGUGUAUUAUUGGGAAUAACAAGGACAGAACAAGUUGUGUUUAUCUAGACAUGGUUUACCAUAAGUGUAGAGAUUUAUCAAAAGAUAAAAGCAAACAUCAGCAAAUGAAUGCGUAUCACAUUAAUACUAGUUCAUUAACUGAUUGAAGAUGGAUGCCAAAUGUUAUAACGUUAACAAAAUCAAAACAAAAUAAAAGGGAAGCAGUUUAAACAAAAUUUGUAUAUGAUUUUUCAAUUAAGAUCAAUCAUUGUAUCUAAUGUAUCAUCAACUGGUGUCUAGUGAAGUGAUGUUAUUGUGAAUUUUAUACUUCAUUUAUUAUUUUAGUCAUUUUGCAUUUGUGUAAUAUAUACAAUCGAAUGUAAGAUAUAACUGCAAUCGAUUUGAUCUCUGUGUUGAUGAAUACUAUAUAUCUAAAUAUUGA
Mytilus trossulus (common blue mussel) is the source of this 1459-nucleotide messenger RNA. RefSeq lists its product as uncharacterized. NCBI's taxonomy places the organism in Eukaryota, Metazoa, Mollusca, Bivalvia, Mytilida, Mytilidae. The transcript is spliced from 10 exons. Bases 198 to 1184 code for a protein of 328 amino acids. The record is from RefSeq and is a predicted model, not a curated record.